Acanthosepion pharaonis is the source of this 924-nucleotide messenger RNA. The record is from the annotation of a GenBank genome assembly. NCBI's taxonomy places the organism in Eukaryota, Metazoa, Mollusca, Cephalopoda, Sepiida, Sepiidae.
AUGCUCAAUAUGCAGCGCAAGACAGUCAUCCUAACUCAUUUCACCCUCAUUCGCCAUAUUUUAAUCCUGUCUGGAAACUAUUUUGUAUAUCUACAUUUCACAAUCAUCGUUCAUAUACCAUUUUUCUUUCUUUAUCUCUCUCACACACGUAUUCUCUGUCAUAUUUGUAGUUUUUCUUUCUUUCUUUCUUUCUUUCGAUCAUGCGUUCUCUUCUGUAGUCAAUUCUUUUUCUUUCUUUCUUUCUUUCUUUCUUUCUUUCUUUCUUUCUUUCCAGUUGUCCUUUCUUUCCUUCCUAUUUUUUCUUUCUUUUUUCUUUCUUGUUUUUCUCUAAAUGCUAUAUAUAUGCUUAUCUAUCUUUCUCAAUCUCUCUUUCACCUUCUCUCUCUCUCUCUCUCGCACACUAAUGUUUUCUCGCAUAAUCUUUUUCACUCUCUCCUCUCUCUCACGCACACAAUAUUUCUCUCACACGCUAUUUCUCUCUUUUCGAAACUCCCCCUCCCUUUACCACAAUAUCUCUUUCACUCCCUCAUUCACUUUUUCUCUCACUCACACAUACCCUCUUUUUCUCUCGCUCAAUUUCCUUCUCUCUCACUUAUCUAUCUAUCUAUCUAUCUAUCUAUCUAUCUAUCUAUCUAUCUAUCUCCUCGAAACUUCCUCGUUACUCACAUGUGCUGUCUACGAUACACUAAUUUAAUCUAUCUAUCUAUCUAUCUAUCUAUCUAUCUAUCUAUCUAUCUAUCUAUCUAUAUAAGGAGGCACAGUGGACGUUUCAGUAUAGCUAGCAGCAUGCAACCGAAGACCUUGGUAAGGAGUGGCAUGACGUGUCCUUCAUUAAUCACCGCAGAGAAGCGGGAAACUAUCUAUCUAUCUAUCUAUCGAUCUAUCUAUCUAUCUAUCUAUCUAUCUAUCUAUCUAUCUAUGUAG